Molecule: messenger RNA, 399 nt
Organism: Ascoidea rubescens DSM 1968
Lineage: Eukaryota; Fungi; Ascomycota; Saccharomycetes; Ascoideales; Ascoideaceae
Exons: 1
Coding region: 1-399 (132 amino acids)
Source: RefSeq, a predicted model, not a curated record
AUGAUUAAAUAUUGCUCAACGGCAAAAAAUGAGUUUUUCUGUUCAGAGCUCUACUACAAUCCACACAAUUGCUAUUUGCAACCCAAUCCUGUUCCUCAACUAGCAGGAAUAGCCCAAUAUCUUGACAAUCCUUCAAAAACCAUGAAUGAAUUAAGCACAUCUUUUUUGCAAACUCACAUCAUAAACUGCUGCGUGCAAGACCUUUCAAGGAGACUCAACCAAUGGAUCCUAAAUGAUCUUCCAAUAUUAUAUCAAGUUCUCAAACCUUCUUCAACACUUCAAUCAAAUAUCAAUGAAGAUACUGACAAAACAUACAAAAUAUUCAUUGCUAAUGUUGUCAAAUAUAUUGAAAAUUAUGUCGCAAAUGCAAUCGAAAAAGUCGGUGAUUCGAUCCCUUAG